UGCGCCCAUUGUGACUUUUGAUUUCUUGUGUCACAAACUUCCGCCCUUGUCCUGCAUAAUUGGAACCCUCGGUGCAGAGCUGAGGAGCAGGAAACCUUGUUGCGGCAGCCAUUAGAGCCGGAUCGGCACGGGUCCCGCCGCCGGAGCCUCUCCCAAAGCAGGGUGUGUUACUUUCCCCUGCCGAAUCCCGGAGCACCAACCCCUGCCACCGUGACGUGAGCCGGACUCCGGACGUCAACAGCCGCCAGAAAAGCAGCCGGGUUGCAGUAGUGGCGCUCUGGAGGCCGACACAUGAAUGCCUCGGACACCCAGCUUCUCCCGAAAGUAUAACUAUAUAAAAAGAGACGUAUGCAAAAGCGAUCUGGGGUAGGAAUGUCGUUUGCGGACCAAACCCAAUUCACCCCGCUGGUGGUAUGUGAGUUGGCGGAAGACACCAAAGAAGAGGCUGUGGAGUGGUUAUUAAGCAGAAUAAAGGAAAAGCAACGUAAUGGAGGAGCCGAGUUCCAGGUUAGUCAGCUCCUACCAGCGCUGUCCCAGGAUGAUAAAAAGGAGAACCCCAACAUUUUCCUGGUGGGGGCCUCCUGGCAGAGGCUCCUGAUUGGCGCAGAGGACCUGGGUCUGAUCAAAGAGUUCAGUGAUGGUUCCAUGCGAACCUUCACUUACGCUAACCGGGAGGAUUUCAAGGACUUCCAGGGGGACGGCGAUGGCUUCCUCAGCAUGGCGGAGUGCCAGCUCAUCAUCAAGCACGAGUUGGACAGCCUGCGGGCCAAGCAGGAAACGUACGUGCCCGGCUACCCCAAGAUCAAGCUGUACCCGGGAAAGUCAAUCGUGCGUCGGAUGCACUCCAAAGGGAUUCUGCUGCAGAUCUUCCCUCUCCACGAUAAAGAGGAGUUGAAGAGGUUGUCCUCCACGUGGUACCAGCAGAUCAGAUUGGCUUUCCAGCCUCUCGAUGACAUUCGGCACUACUUCGGGGAGAGCCUGGCCCUGUAUUUCGGCUUUCUGGAGUACUUCACCUUAGCUAUGCUCCCCAUGGCCAUCAUUGGGAUUCCCUACUACUUCUUUGACUGGGAGAACUACGACAACUAUGUAGUCUUCGCCAUCUGCAACCUGGUCUGGACCACGGUGAUGCUGGAGAUGUGGAAGCGAUUCGGGGCCUGCCUGGCGUAUAGCUGGGGCACGCUGUCCAGGAAGAAGGCCUUUGAGGAGCCGCGACCCGGCUUCCACGGUGUCCUGGGCCACAACCCCGUCACGGGCCGCGAGGAACCUGUCUACCCCAACGCCAAGCGCCAUCUGCGCAUCUACCUGGUGUCGUUGCCGUUCGUGCUGCUGUGCCUCUACGUGUCCCUGUGCGUCAUGAUGGUCUACUUCGACGCUGAGGCCUGGGUGCUGGGGCUACAUGAGGUGGAGCCCACGUUCUGGACAGGCCUGCUCCUCUUCCUGCCCAGUAUUGUCUAUGCCGUGGUCAUCGAGAUCAUGAACCGACUCUACCGCUAUGCUGCCGAAUUCCUAACCGACUGGGAAAACCAUCGUCUAGAGUCAACGUAUCAGAACCAUUUAACUCUUAAAGUUUUGGUGUUCAACUUCCUGAACUGUUUUGCCUCCUUGUUCUACAUCGCGUUCGUCAUGCAGGACAUGCCUCUGCUCCGACAGAGUCUCGCCACGCUGCUGAUAACGUCCCAGAUCCUGAACCAGUUUCUGGAGGCCUUCCUUCCAUUCUGGCUGCAGAAACGCCGUAACAAGCGGGUCCAGAGAAAUGAGGGCCAGACCGCCCUGGGCUGCAAGCUCCCCUUCGAGAAGCAGGUCAUGCUGGAGGCGGACAUGAGCACCUACCUGGGUACAUUUGAUGACUACCUGGAGCUCUUCCUACUGUUUGGUUAUGUCAGUCUCUUCUCCUGUGUCUAUCCCAUCGCCGCCCUGCUGGUGGUGCUCAACAACGUCACGGAGAUCUACUCGGAUGCCCUCAAGAUAUGCCAAGUGUUUAAGAGGCCCUUCUCUGAGCCCGCAGCCAACAUCGGCGUGUGGCAGCUGGCCUUUGAGUCGAUGAGCGUCAUCGCCGUGGUAACCAACUGUGCGCUGAUCGGCAUGUCGCCGCAAGUGAAGUCAUACUUCCCUGAGUCAGAGAGCCAGCUCAUCCUGCUGGUGGUGGCGGUGGAGCACGUAUUCCUGGUGUUGAAGUUCAUCCUGGCGUUUGUCAUCCCUGAUAUUCCCAAGCACAUCCAAAUCAAACUGGCUCGUGUGGAGUUCGAGUCCAUGGAGGCCCUGAAGAAAAAGAAAAUGCUGGAAGCCCCAGCGACCCCAAUCAAAAGCCAGUGACGACGCAAACCCGGCGACAAGGAGGGCGCGGGUGGCUGUGGCGCCCUCCGAAGGCAGCCAGCGGCGUUUACAAGCUGACUCCCCACGCUGGGAUACCGACGAACCCAGAGCCGUUAAACUGUACACUUUGUCUUUCUUUUUGAAGCAGUCACUGCUAACGAAAGGAUCGAUGUCAGUUCUGCUGAACAGGAUGUCCUGGGGAGCUUGGUUGGAUUAUUAUGGUCUGUUUCUGUUGAGCUGUGACUGACACGCUUUAAACGAAGCCCCUUGCUUCACUACAGAUUGCCAAUAUUGCAUGACCCUCCCUCUCUCGUUAGUUAUUUGCCUGCAUCGCUGUUAAUUGCGUGAUGCAAACAGGCUAAGUCCCAUCUUGCUACAUUGGGACCUUUACUGCUACGCUCACGGACACCACCGCAGUGCCUCUGUUGCGGAUCAUUGCGGUUAUGAGUGUAGGUCACUGACUGUUACGCCCCCUGCUGCACACAUCCUGCGUUGUCACGCUCCAGUUCCCGUCAGAAGGUUGCUGCUCAUACUGUCCUGAGGGAUCUUGGCACUUUGCUCAGGAAUUGCAGGCCAGGAGUCGGGCCAAAUAUCCAGGGACACCAGAGAGACUCUGGGACUUUUGGGACCCCAUGUGGCAUGUAGUCCCCAUUUCUUAAUGUCCUGCUGCAGGAUCAGUACCCCAAGAUGCGCAUGUGAACAGUCUACAACAAGUCCUGCCUUGGUCAGAAUUUUGUGUGCAAACAGAUAACGGUGAAUGUUCUUUCUGGGUUGUAAAAAUGCUUAGCGGUCAUGUCUACCAACAGGUCACAUAACUGGCAGGUUGACGGCAAUGGUGCAUUUGAUGGUUUCAUUUGUGGCUAUCUUUAAAGUAACCAGUAAUUAGAUGGAGGCAGGGUGCUGAUUUGAUUACCCCUUGCUGGUAGAAAAAUCGAUUUCCGUGCAGCUCCCGGGAAUAGAACAAACUCGACUGACACACCAAAACCCUUUGUGCAGCUGGAUCUGAAAAUGCUGAACUCAGACCCACAGCAAACAGGUGAUAUGCUGCAGUGUUAAUCGGGAAGAAGGUAAACCGUGGAUCCACACUGCUGCUGGCGUUGGAUGUAAGAGGCCUUUACAUUCUGCUCAAUAAAAUGUUAAACUGCAUCAAA
Molecule: messenger RNA, 3464 nt
Organism: Brienomyrus brachyistius
Lineage: Eukaryota; Metazoa; Chordata; Actinopteri; Osteoglossiformes; Mormyridae
Gene: ano10a
Product: anoctamin 10a
Exons: 13
Coding region: 349-2313 (654 amino acids)
Biological process (GO): chloride transmembrane transport
Cellular component (GO): plasma membrane
Molecular function (GO): chloride channel activity
Source: RefSeq, a predicted model, not a curated record